Molecule: messenger RNA, 5624 nt
Organism: Artibeus jamaicensis (Jamaican fruit-eating bat)
Lineage: Eukaryota; Metazoa; Chordata; Mammalia; Chiroptera; Phyllostomidae
Gene: LAX1
Product: lymphocyte transmembrane adaptor 1
Exons: 7
Coding region: 492-1736 (414 amino acids)
Biological process (GO): immune response; intracellular signal transduction; antigen receptor-mediated signaling pathway
Cellular component (GO): plasma membrane
Source: RefSeq, a predicted model, not a curated record
AUGUUUUUUUUAAGUAGUAGUCAGGGUUCUGAGGUUUGGUUCUAUCUGCCUGUCCUGUGUCCUAUAUAUCAUCUUUUAAGUUGCCGGUUUACAACGGUCCCCUCUGGGCAUCAGUAGCUCAGGACAGGCCUGGGGAGCCUCUCUUCCAAUAGUCCCAGCCACAAACUGGAGCCAUGGAUCUUUUUCCCGUGAGGAGUCCUCAUUCUCACUAAGUCCUGAUCCAAAGGAAAAGUGAACAGAAACCCAGAUUCCAGCUCUAGAACCAACUGCCUCUGAGCCAUCUCUGCUUUUUGCCAGUUUCCACCUCUGAGCUCCUGACACUGCCACCAGAAAGCAGAGAUGCCGCUUCCGGCUUCCACCUGAUUCACCAUUCAGGAGCCCCACACCCAGUCAGCAGCUUAGGAAAAUCCAGGAAAAGUGGCAGCCAUGCUGGCUAGCUGACUGUGAUUAGAGGCUUACAAGGAGAGGCCGAAACCAGAGUUCCUGUGACAAUGGAUGUCAUCACCCCAACCCUUUCUCAAAUCAGAGAGAGGACUUCGGAGCCUGGCACUCUGCAGGUAACUCUCGGCAGGCUGGACAGAGAUAAAGACCAGAGCAGCAGCAUCAUUUCUGGGUCUGCGGGGCUCCUCACCAUCCUCCUAGUCAUUGCAGUUCUCUGCAUCCUGUGGAACUGGAAUAAAUGGAAGAAGCGGCGAGAUCCUUACCUGCGAGUUACCAACAUGUUCUUCCUGACUCUGCUUCGAUCCAGUCAACGAGCCAAAAAUAUUUAUGACCUCUUGCCCUGGACACAAGAAGAGCUAGGGAGACAUCAUUCGAGGAGUAUCCGUAUAUUCAGUACCGAGAGCCUCUUCUCCAGAAAUUCUGACAGACCUUGCUCUGAGCAUGUGCCCUCCCAAGCAGGCAAUGUCCUCCGGGUGCACAGGGCCCAGACUCACACUGUGCGAAUCUAUGACAAUGCCACCUGGCCCCAGAUGUGUGAGAACCUUACUCCCUCAGCACAGUACGUCAACGUCAGAGCACCUGGAGACCACCCGAGCAACUCUUCAGAGGACUCUAUAGAUUAUGUCAAUGUCCCCACAGCAGAAGAGAUUGCUGAGACUCUAGCUUCUCCCAACAACCCCCCUGGGAACCUCUUUAUGCUUCCAAUUGCCCCAGAGCUGGAAUUUACUGAGGAAGGAGACAAGGGCUGUAUCAAUGUCAGUGACUGCACCAGUUUUUGGUCUCUGGGAACUGAGAAUAAUGAUCCACUCAGUGAUGAGGAAGGUUCUUCUCAGACCUCAGAUGACUAUGUCAACAUGGCAAAGCUGGAUCUUGGGGCUACCCAGGGAAAGCAGCCCUGGGUGUCUUUUCAGUACUCCAGAGAUUAUGAAAAUGUUUCACCAGCAGAUCCUAAUGGAAGCCAGUGUCAGACAGAAGAAGUGACAACCUCAAACACAAACCACGAAGAGGACAGGACAGAUGGUCAAGGGACCCACAUUCAAUUUGCCAUGCAAUCAAGGAGGUUCCUGGAUUUAGGGGAUUACGUGAUUUAUCAGCCAUCUGCACAGAGUGAGGAUAGUCAGGUGAAACAUGAAGAAGAGAUGUCAGAUGAGGACUCUAAUGACUACAACACUGUGCUUGCUGCCAAGUUGGGAGGCAGGGACUCUGGGCAGGAACCAAACACACAGAUACAUGGCUCCUUCCUGAUUAAGAAAGACCCACCCACCCAUCCAGCUGGAAAGCCACACAUAGUCUAGCCUGCAGGAUCCAGGGGACGGCCCUUGACCAUUCUUGUUUCUGUGGAUUUAUUUGGUUAGGCCAAAAAGAGGCUGAGAAGGAGUAGGGAGCUAAGUGGCUCACAAAAACAGAGGUUUUGGAAAGCCAGGAAAAAAAUUAUUUUCAAAUAGGAUACCAUUAUUUCUCAUACUAACCUAAGAAUGUUUCCUAAAACUGCAACUUUUACGACUGUUAAGAGAUUUUUAAAAAGACAUAGAGACAGAGAGAGAAAGAAAGAAAGAAAGAAAGAAAGAAAGAAAGAAAGAAAGAAAGAAAGAAAGAAAGAAAAGAGUACUUCAGUGCACAGUGGAAAUAUAAAGUAGUCUAAAAUUAUUAUCUUCACUAAUACCAGCAAGCUUUAAAGCAAAAAUUCAGAUUAUUUUGUAAUCCAGGCAGAGGCCAAUAGGAAGGGAGAAGUCAGAGUAGGAGAGGGGGACAGUUUCCACUUUAAAAUGAGGAUGGACAACCAAAGCUGGAGAUGUGGAACAAUAGGAACCUCACUCGCUGCUGAUGGGAUUGCAAAGCAUGAGAUUCAUUUUGGAAAACUACUUGUCAAUUUCUCUAAAAAUACACUUAUAUGACCCAGCCAUUUCACUAUUAGGUAUUUACCCAAAUGAAUUGAAAACUUGUCUUCACACACACAAACCACACAUGACUUAUAGCAGCUUUAUUCACAUUUGUCAAAAACUAGAAAUAACCCAGAUGUCCUUCAACAAGUGAAUGGGUAAACUUUGGUAUAUCUAUACAAUGACUAUCUAUACUCAAUAGUAAAAAAGAAAUGAACUGUCAGUUCAUGCAACGACAUGGACAAAUCUUAAAUGCAUUUUUCUAAGUUAAAGAAGCUAGACCUAAACCUCUACUUAUUGUAUGACUCCAUUUAUACGACAUCUGGAAAAGGCAAAACUAUAGAGAUGAAGAACAGAGUAGUGUUUAGCGAGUUUGAGGAAAGGGGACAGGGAGUUCACUACCAAGAAAUUUUUAGGAUAAUGGAGCUGUUCUAUAUGGUAAUGUGAUGGUGCACACAUACUCUAUGCACCUGUCAAAAUGUAAAAAAACAAACUGUAUAGCAUACAGAGUGACUUUUAUUACCUGCAAAUUAAAAAUAUUAACCAGGCUGUCAGGGGAACACAUGAUGAAAUGCAGAUCACAAUAACUGGAUCUGUCUUACAAAUAUAUGAUGUAACCUCAGUGAAGAGGGUGAGGAGAAAGAGAUGGCCUAAUCAACUUUGGAAAAUAAUGUUUUUACUUGAAACUAAAAUGAAGACACAAAGAACUCCAGGAAAGCACUACACUCUAGUUGGUAAAUUUGUAUUCCACAGGAGUGUAGGUUAGCUACUCUGAAACUACUUCAAGUGUAUUACUAAAGUUAAACAAAUAAGUAAGUAUAUUACAGAUGAGGAUCCACAGGUUUCUUACUGUCAGAGAAAGAAGUAACAAAUAAGCAAGUAGCAAAGGCUCCAAUUAACUCUGUGGUGCUGGAAUAGAGUUGGCAGUACAGUUUGAACUCAUGUUUAUAUAUAUGAAUAGAUAUAGAAAUCAAUAUAGAUGUGUGUAUACAUAGGUGAAUAGUCAUACAUUUCUUAGCUUUGCCACUAGAAGGCAUAGAUGUUAUGACUCCCCAGUAGCAAUGAACACACUUAGCACUCAGAGCUUGACUUCUAAAUAUAAUUUUCCAGUAAACGAAACCAGAGCUCCUUGGAGACAGGACUAUUUCUAGGGCUGGAGCAAAGAAAACUAGAAAGGUGGGAAGAAAAAAUGAGAGCAUGUUCAAAGGAGCCAAAUGAAAGAGCUCUCUAAGGCAAAGCUAGAACUAUUUGAGAAAUAAAAGUAAGUAAUUAUAAAAUAAAUUUAUAACCCAAAGAAUAAAAGAAAUAUCCAUAAUUGAUAUCCAUACCAAUAGUCAAAUAGAUAAAAUGAGGAAAAAGAAUCAGUCUUCCUUACAGAUAAAUUAUAAACAAUAAAUAUAGAAGAAAUGAAAGAAAAAGAAAACCACCAUUAAGACCACAGAAUAAUGGCUGGUGGUAAGUCCGGAUGAAUGUUAAAAUUAGUGGGUGACACUUUAGGAGAAAUAAAAUAGUUUUGUAACCUCAAAUACUCUUCCCCCAAAUACUACUGUAAUAAUUUUAACACACAUGUCCACAAACUAUUUGAUACUCCCCCUGGAACUUAAUUCCCCUUUCAGUGUGGGCUGGAUCUAGUGACAAUUUUCUAACAAACAGAAUAUAGAAUGGGGAGAAAAGUAAAUUUAGAGUGGAGAAACUUGGCAGACACCAUCCUGACCACAUGAUCAAGGAUAACUCACUGGCAGUAAGUCAUUUUGCUACUUGACUGAGGAAAAGGGUACUUCACCUCUGUGGUAUUCUUUUCAAAAAUCUAAAACCCAGUCUUAUCAUAAGAAAAAAAAUCAGAAAACCCAAAUUGUAUUGUUGUAGACUGCUCUGCCUAGUUUUAGGAAUUGUAUCUCAAUCCCUUGUGGCUAAGGGUGAAAAACAACCUUUGGAAUGCCAGCUGCAGGAGACAAAGCUUAUCUCUGGUAUCAAAUCUGCCUCAGUUCCUCCCCCUGCCCCCAAAGCUUGGUCGGAAGUCAAUGAAGGGUAAGACCCCUCAAGGUGGGGGGGGGGGCAACCUAAGCCAGACUCAAUCACCUGGGAGGCCUUCAUGGAAGGACUGGGGCGGGGCGGUGGGGGUGGUGGCUGAGACAGAGAGCAAUGGACUCUCGUCCCUGCUUUGACAUAGCCCAGGUCCCCAUGUUCUCUGGGAGAAGCGCUUCCUGGCUCUAAUCUUCUUAAGCCUGAGUACCUGUUGGGGAGAGGUGCAGCUCCUUGCCUUGCUAGAGCAUGUCCUGGGGGGAAAUCUGGCAUCACAAAGACUUCCUGAUAAACCUGUGAAAUCUGCUCUGCUAAGAGUGCUUUUAUUCAUAUGAUAAGGGUCUAAAAGGAAAUGAGUAUGUCUCCCAAAGUUUCUGCAACUCUCUUCCUGACAGACACUGUCUGAUACUAAGCCCUCAGAUUUCUUUAAAAUGUUAUCUACUGUUUAUUAUUUGCUGCCCUGUAUUCCCGUGUAUUACAAUGCAAUAAAAGGCUAUGGAGCAGGGGGCUCAGGGCCUUUGUCUCCCCUGAGAAACUGGCCACUGCCUACUCCUAAGCAGAUCACAUCAUGUCUCUGUCAUAUUCACUUUCAUCCAUGGCACUCGGGGGGACUCGCGGAGAUAGUUGCCCCCACAUUGUAUGACAUCCUACAAAUACCAGAGCAGAGCUCUUAAAAGUGCUGUGAAACACAAAGAACAGCUGAGAAAUUGUCAGAUGGAGGAUACUGAGUAAGUGGAGCAUGGCACCUUGAUUUACUCCUUGGGACAGAAAAAGAACAUUAGCAGGAAAAAAAAGUAUGGAAUUCCCCAAAAGUUACAUCUUAGUUCCCAGUAGUAUAUUAAUGUUAGUUUUUCAAUUUUGAGGAGUAUACCAUGGAAUGGAAGAUGUUAACAUUAGGGGAAGAUGUGUGAAGGGUAUACAGGAACUCUGUACUAUCUUUGUAACUCUUCUAUAAAUGAUUUCUAAAUAAUAAUUUUAAAGCAUGGAUAAAACUGAGAGUAAAGGCAAAAGGAUCAUCCCACUUAAAUAAGUGUGCCUUUGUUUCUUAUUCAGCAAAAUGGGUGUAAUAUAAAGCACAUGCUUGUGUAAUAGUUCUGGGUGUUUGUUUUCUGAAUUGUUUUGCUAGCGUACUUGCUCAGUCUCCCCUAUCUGCAUCCUUUUGCUUGCUGCAUCAUUAAGUCAAACAUACUUUGACUUAAAUACAGUUAAGACCUUUGCAUUCACCUUGGCCCUUAGUACAGGGACCAAGAUAAAGGUAGUUACUGACAAUUGUUGACUGAU